AUGGCGGAGCGGCAGGGCCGGGAGCCUGAGUGCCCUGUCUGCUGGAACCCCUUCAACAACACAUUUCACACUCCCAAAGUGCUGGACUGUUGUCACUCCUUCUGUGUGGAGUGCCUGGCCCACCUCAGCCUGGUAACUCCAGCCCGGCGCCAGUUGCUGUGCCCACUCUGUCGCCAGCCCACUGUGCUGGCCUCUGGGCAGCUGGUCACUGACUUGCCCACAGAUACUGCCGUGCUCACCCUGCUUCGCCUGGAGCCCCACCACGUCAUCCUGGAAGGCCACCAGCUCUGUCUCAAGGACCAGCCCAAGAGCCGCUACUUCCUGCGCCAGCCCCGGGUCUAUACGGUGCACCUAGGCCCUGAGCCUGGGAGCCAAACGGGGCCCCCCCAGGACAUGGGCCCUACCACCAGGUCUCUGCCCAUUCCCAUCCCCAGCCACUACUCUCUGAGGGAGUGUUUCCGCAACCCUCAGUUCCGGAUCUUUUCUUACCUGAUGGCUGUUAUCCUCAGUGUCACUCUGUUGCUCAUCUUCUCCAUCUUUUGGACCAAGCAAUUCCUUUGGGGUGUGGGGUGA
Messenger RNA from Neomonachus schauinslandi (Hawaiian monk seal), 573 nucleotides. RefSeq names its product ring finger protein 183 (gene RNF183). The transcript has a single exon. Bases 1 to 573 code for a protein of 190 amino acids. Gene Ontology annotation, biological process: protein ubiquitination. Gene Ontology annotation, molecular function: ubiquitin protein ligase activity. Lineage: Eukaryota; Metazoa; Chordata; Mammalia; Carnivora; Phocidae. The record is from RefSeq and is a predicted model, not a curated record.